UGCUGGUAGAAACCCUGAGUGAGACUCAUCCAGCUUUAGUAACUAAGCCAACUGCAUAGACUAUAGACAACCAUGUAAAGGAAUCCACUGCCAGAAAAGAGACCAGACUAUCACCAUGGUGGAUGUGAAGUGUCUGAGUGACUACAAAUUACAGUAUGAACUUGAUAAGCUUGGAUUUUCCCCAGGCCCAAUACUACCUUCCACCAGAAGACUGUAUGAAAAAAAGUUAGUGCAAUUGUUGGUCUCAACUCCCUGUGCAUCUCCUGUGCUGGAGGAACCCCCAGAGCGGGACAGAACUGAGGACUGUAACGUCAGCGGAGAGCUUAAUGCCACUAUCAGUUUGAAAGGAAAUAUCAUAUUCUCAACAGAAAAAAACAAGGGACUCAAAAAAACCCUCCAGGCUUCCACCACUAAACCAAACUCUCUGGAUAUCUCCUGCCUGGUUCAGAAGCAUUCUUGGGGAGUAAGGUGUGCUGCAAGGUCGUCACUCCCCGGAAGCAGAGGAAGAAGCAUAACCCCAGACGAGGACUACUGCGCACCAACCAGGAGUGUCGACAGCACGAAGCUCGAGCUGUUUCCAGUGGGCUUCAGACUCGCUGUGUUCGGGAUCUUCAUCAUUGUGAUAUUUGUCUACAUAACUGUGGAAAGGAAGCCACUCUUCGGUUGGGUGCUUUAGGAACAGAGCGAUGUGUGUACCUCAGGAUUGCUCCAAGCGCCGGCUCAGGGCCCGGCUGCUCCGCAGGGGAGUCCCUGUCGUCGCCAGCUGGCCCCCGGGCUGUACUGUUGUCAUGCUCCAGCUCAGGCAGAGGGACAGGCGCCGUGGCCACACGCUUGAUGGGAGGGGACACCCCGAGUCGUGUCAAUAAUCAUUAAAGGUGCUUUCACAUCUA
Messenger RNA from Talpa occidentalis (Iberian mole), 890 nucleotides. RefSeq names its product LEM domain containing 1 (gene LEMD1). The transcript has 6 exons. The record is from RefSeq and is a predicted model, not a curated record. Lineage: Eukaryota; Metazoa; Chordata; Mammalia; Eulipotyphla; Talpidae. The coding region runs from base 116 to 676 and encodes 186 amino acids.